AUGAGACAACAUGUCAGCCGGUAUGAAGAUCUACUGACCACGGUGAAGAAAAGGAAACUGAGGUGGUACGGACAUGUAACGAGAGCAAGCGGAUUGUCAAAGACCAUCCUCCAAGGUACAGUGCAGGGAAGGAGGAGACGGGGCAGACAGAGUAAAAAGUGGAUAGACAACAUCGCCGAAUGGACCAGUGAAAGUUGUGCCACAACACAGGCCCUUGCUCACGACCGUUACAGCGUGAGCGGUAUCUAUACGAUAUUCCCCGCGGGAUUUGCAGAUGGUUUGAGGGUGUACUGCGACAUGGAGACCGACGGUGGAGGCUGGCUUGUCAUUCAGAGGCGUCAGGAUGGCAGUGUUGACUUUUACCGCGGAUGGGUUGACUACCGCGUGGGCUUUGGGGACUUGGCUGGUGAGUUUUGGCUCGGCAACGACAACUUGCGCACCUUGAGUGAUUCUUCUGGAUCUUGGGAUCUUCGAAUCGAUUUGGAGGACUGGGAUGGUAACACAACCUGGGCCGAGUACGGAAAUUUCCGGAUCAUCUCUGGACAAGAUUACCGUCUGAGUUUUGAUUCGUACAAUGCUAACAGCACGGCCAGAAACUCAUUGGCUAACCACAAUCACCAGCCGUUUUCAACAAAGGACAAGGACAAUGACUCUCAUAAUAAUCUUAACUGCGCAGAAGAUGAGAAAGGAGCUUGGUGGUACAUUUGGUGUUCUGAUUCAAACCUGAACGGUAUUUAUUUUUAUGCGCCUUCACAUAUAAAUUUUCAAGGCAUCAUUUGGAGUUCUUGGAAAGGAUAUUCCUACUCGCUGAAAAAAUGUGGCAUGAAAAUUCGACGUAGUAUGGACUAUUUACAGGCUGCUUAAAUAUUAUUACUAUAUAUACCUCAUGAAUAUUCAUCGUGCAGCCUUGGCAUUUCAUUUGUCCAUUCCAGCAACUCAACUGUGUGAAAGUUUUUACUAUU
Patiria miniata (bat star) is the source of this 962-nucleotide messenger RNA. RefSeq names its product ficolin-1-like. Bases 1 to 864 code for a protein of 287 amino acids. Lineage: Eukaryota; Metazoa; Echinodermata; Asteroidea; Valvatida; Asterinidae. The record is from RefSeq and is a predicted model, not a curated record. The transcript has 2 exons.